GUGCAUUAUUACGCAACAUGUUUGGUAACAAACGCGUGCUGCAAACAUCUUGCAGGUUGAAAUAUUUGUCUGCAAAGUAUCAGCAGAACAGCGCAUGCUGCUAUUUUUAUUUUUUUUGUAGCAGCUGCGAUUAUUUAAAACAAGACGCAUUUGUACCGGAAGGUACUUCCUGGUUAGGCAUAGAAUUAUCUGUUCCAGCACAAUGCCAGAGGGUCCUGAACUCCACUUGGCCAGCCUGUAUGUCAACAAGAUGUGUGAAGGAGUGGUCUUCAGUGGACCAGUUGUAAAAUCUGAGGUCAGCAAAAGCCCUGAUGUGUCCUUCACCUGUGAGUCGUACCGCAUCACAGCUGCUUCGAGAGGAAAGGAAGUCAAGCUCACACUGACACCAAUUAAGAGUGACGAUGGAAAGCGGCGAUCGAAGGUCACACAAACAGAUCAACCCAUGGACAUAGUCUUUCGUUUUGGGAUGUCAGGUUACUUCCGCUUUACCUCAGAGGAUGAGGUGCCAAAACACGCCCAUCUCCGUUUCUAUACCAAGGAAAAGCCUUGCAGGGUACUGAAUUUUGUAGACGCACGCAGGUUUGGCAGCUGGCAGCCCAACGGAACCUGGCAGCCUGACAGAGGGCCUUGCAUCAUGUUUGAAUACAAAAGCUUCAGGGAGAAUGUCCUGUCUCACCUGAGCGAUCAAGCUUUUGAUCGUCCGAUCUGUGAAGUCCUGCUGAAUCAAAAGUACUUCAAUGGUAUAGGGAACUACCUGAGAGCUGAAAUCCUGUACAGGUUGAAUAUCCCACCAUUUCUGUGUGCACGGGACGCACUGGAAGGCCUUCAGUUGGAGGAUGAAUUUGAGAACAAGAAGCCUUUGAAAAAAGAGCAUACAAAGACAGAGAUCCCAGACAGAGCUAAAAUGAAAGGGAAAACACAGGGAAUGGGUGACCUGCUCAGACUCUGUCAUACAGUUCCUUUAGAGGUGGUCAGCCUAGGUGGUAAGGGCUACGACCCUGAGAAGGUGGACUACUCUGCCUUCGAGGCGUGGCUGCAGUGUUACUAUGUGGAUGGAAUGAAAUCAGUUCGGGACCACAAUGGCAGAACAAUGUGGUUUAAAGGAGACCCAGGGCCUAUGGCACCCAAAGACUCAAAAUCACCCAAGGCAAAAAAGAGGGCAAAGAAAGGCGAUGACCAUGAUUAUACAGCCAAGAAAAAGGUGACCAAAAGUGUGACAGAGAGCACAAUGAAAAGGAGGGCGGUGAAAAAGGAAAUGCCAAAAAAGGAAACUGCACAUGUGAAGGACGCUGUAUCAAAGAAAGGAAAUGCCGAAAAGAAGCAGGAAGGUAUCCAACAGAGGGAAACCAGAGGAAGCACACGCCAAAGGAAAAGCAGCAUGGCACAACCUCCUGGAGGCAGAGAGACACGAAGUGGGAGAGCAACCAGAAAAAACAGCAAAUAAAGUUUCAAUCAAACCGAUCCACGCAGGAAUUUUACUCUUCAAAAAUGUUUUUUUUAAACCAAAUAAACCUUUUUUACAAAAGCA
Molecule: messenger RNA, 1528 nt
Organism: Cyprinodon tularosa
Lineage: Eukaryota; Metazoa; Chordata; Actinopteri; Cyprinodontiformes; Cyprinodontidae
Gene: neil1
Product: nei-like DNA glycosylase 1
Exons: 10
Coding region: 203-1444 (413 amino acids)
Biological process (GO): base-excision repair
Cellular component (GO): nucleus
Molecular function (GO): DNA N-glycosylase activity; zinc ion binding; nucleic acid binding
Source: RefSeq, a predicted model, not a curated record